Molecule: messenger RNA, 2026 nt
Organism: Cucurbitaria berberidis CBS 394.84
Lineage: Eukaryota; Fungi; Ascomycota; Dothideomycetes; Pleosporales; Cucurbitariaceae
Exons: 3
Coding region: 1-2007 (668 amino acids)
Source: RefSeq, a predicted model, not a curated record
AUGUUAUGUAGACCUGAACAAUCGCGACCGCACACCGCAGAUGAGAUCAAGGCACGAAAUUCGACCAGACCAAGGUCGGCCACGAUUUUAGAAGCCGCUGCGCAAAACACAAGACCUGCCCAAACGAACAGGCCUCCUUUACCAAGCUGGUCUUACAACAUGCCGCAUCUAGACUGGGAUAGACUACCCCGAGAAGUGUACGACUGCAUUGUUGCACAAUUGGAGCAGAUCCAUCUUGAUCACGAUCGGGCAUGUUCAUCGUGCUACUUGAAAGACCUCUACAGUCUGUCGCUCACCAGUCGCAUGUGGGACAAAGCCGCGACUGCGCAAAUGUAUAGCAAGGUCGUAGUUCCUACCAACGAAGAGCAUGCUAGACUGCCCAAACUCAAGAUUGAAGGCACCGGUAGACUCAAACUCCUGCGAAGAACGCUCCGUGAGCGCCUUGCACUCGCACGAUGUGUGCGCGAAUUGCAUCUGUCGGACUUUCAAACACUAUACCAAAGUGCUAGCAUCGAGCGCGAGGAGAUUGUGAACUUAGUAGCGUCUCUAAUCAUGGCGUGUCCGUAUUUAGAACGCGUAGUUGGUUUCCACGUACCGUUCGCCCACUCGUUCGAUCGACUAUCACAUGCGCUCUCGACGAGAUCGAUGCUGAAAGAGCGGGUAUGGUUGCUAGAGGAAAAAGUCGCCGAGUCCAGUGAAGAGGAAGACGAAAAGUUGGGUGAAUACUAUCAUGCUGCCUGUGACCCGACCGAACGCUUUCUCGAACUUAAUGUUAGACAGCCGUUGCUGUCCACGUUGGUCCUACACCAGGAUCAGGGUCAGGCUUAUGCUUCUUUAAACUAUCGUGCGAUUAUUGGGACGUUUCGACAGCUCCCGCUAUUGCGCCAUCUUUCGAUAUCGGGACUUGUUUCAUUCUCUAAUUUGGCCUUGUACGCCUUGCCGCUAAACUUGGAGACCUUGCGGCUUGAGAACCUUCCUGGAAUCAACGACAAAGGCCUCCAACGAUUCGCUUCUUCUCAGCUAACCGUAUCUAUCAAGAAGCUAACACUCGUUGAUCUAAAAGUACGCAGUUUGGUCACGGUAUCAUAUGUCUUAUCUACUGACCUCGAAAACCUGGAGCAUUUCUCCUUGGUUCAGCACCAAGCGCCUGGCCUCCCGUCACAGAUCCCGGUGCCCGGUUUUAAAUCAAGGUCAUUACAAUGCCUCCACUGGGAAAUCCGCUCCCAGGCUUGUCCCGUCCCAGCUAUAUUAUCACCAUCCUCACCAGAUUCGACAGUUUUGCCGUCCUUUCCCUUCACCAAUUCAGACCCAAUAUCCUGUCUUGCUACCUUCCUUCUAGCAGGAAGUAUCAAAGACGGUGCAUUCCCCUCCCUCCGUCGGAUCCGCAUCCCUCAUGACCCGCAAGGUCUGAUUCAAUCCCUGUGCAAACCGCUCGCCACGGCCUUACUCCCCACGGAUACCGCCCUGCUCCAAAAACCACAGCGGAUCUCGAGCUCGAAUGGCUUCUCGACCGUGCUCGACAACAGCAGUUCACUUUCGCCAAAGAUGCAUGGUUUCUCCACGUACAUUACUCCAUCGAAUGCACGCGCAGACUCCGCGAUUGACUCUCCGACGUCGGUGGGUACUUUCGCGCAGGAAGCGUUUAUCCCAAUGCGAUCGCGCCUUGCUGCCCAGUCGCGUAUUAUCGCUGCAAGGAAGAACACAUAUAUGACUGUGCGCGUGUAUGAUCCCGAGGGCAUUCUUCGACUUGAGAAAGAUAUUGGCGGAUUUAUGGGUCAAAUUGGGAGCAAGAUCACGUAUCACUUGAAGGCUGAUAAAUCACGAUCAGGCCAUGGACUUGUCGGGAUUAACGGUCCGGAGCGGAGCGAAUGGAUUAUUAAGAUUGAAGAUCUAGUGGGCGAAAGUGAGGCUGCGGAUGUGGAGUGUGAGGAUUCUCGGAGAGAUUGCGGGCAUCUCGUAGGCAGUAGAGUAGGGGAUAGUUUUGUGAGAGCUGAGGCCAUAUUCUGAGUUCGCGGGAAAAGACGCA